Didymodactylos carnosus is the source of this 1247-nucleotide messenger RNA. The record is from the annotation of a GenBank genome assembly. NCBI's taxonomy places the organism in Eukaryota, Metazoa, Rotifera, Eurotatoria, Philodinida, Philodinidae.
ACCUUUUGAAUUUUCAUUCGAAUCACAAUUCAGCAAUCAAAAAUAAUAUCGUUAAAAAUAUGACAAAUCGUGUUUUAGUAGCCAACAAUGGCCACAAAAAUGAAAAAGAUUUAAAUGAUUUGCAAAAAAUUUUAGAAAAUAGUCAGUUUCCAAAAAAUAUUAAAAAUAGAAUCAAAAAAGAAGUUAAUGAUAAUUUAAGUAGAAGUAAUAAUGUUAACAAUAAUCAACAAUGUUCUGGUAUAGUUGUGAUUCCUCAUCUGAAUGGUAUCACCGAACGUUUGAAAAGAGAUUUAAAAAAACAUCAAAUUAAAACAUUUACACAACACUCCAAAAGUAUUGGUUCUAUUUUAAAUAAAACCAAAUUAAUUGCACUCAAUAAGCUUGGUACAAAGAAGAAAGAUUCUACAGUUUUUGCUAAAAAUGCUAUUUAUGGUAUACCAGGCAAAUGUGGAUGCAUCUAUGUCGGAGAAACGGAAGAUUUUGAAAGACGCCACAAACAACAUAUGAGUAAUGUCAAAUAUCAUCGUGUUAAUGAGUCAGAAAUAGUUCAACAUUUGUUAGUUAGUAAUAGUAGUUGUAAUAUUCAAUUUGAGAAAAGUUUAAUUUUUGAUAGAGAAGAAAAUAAACAUCGUAGAAAAGUAUUAGAAGCAGUUUAUUCAAUAGCAAAUAAAUCAUAUAAUAAUAAACGGAUGAUAUGCAAUCAAUGGAAAGCUAGUAUCAGUAAAUGGAUAGGGGAAAAAUCAGUAUUGAACUUCAAUAUAUAUACUGAUAAUUAUAUGACAACAACAUUUUACCAUCAAUCACAACAAUUUUCUUUCACACAUUUAAAAUUAGUAAUCACUUCUAACUACGAAACAGUUGAUGGAAUUGCAUUUUUAUUUAAGUAUCUAUCAAAACUUCAAUAUUUAACAUUUGAAUGUACAGGAAAUACUGAAUUUCUCGAUGGUUAUUAUUGCCAACGAGUAUUAUCAACAUCCCUAAUUCAAUUGAAAACUUUUCACUUAUAUAUUGAACUUUAUUAUAAUUCAUAUCCAUUUGACUUGAAUUAUAUAAUAACAUGUUUUCAAAAUAAAUAUUAUCGUGAUCAUAAUUGGCAUUUCGAAUAUGUUUAUGAACAAGAAAAAGAGCAUUUUCGAUUUUAUUCAUUGCCGUAUUAUCAAAAUGAAAUUUCUAUUAUUGAUAAGAAAAUUUGUGAAACAAAAUCAACGAUGGAAUUAAGACAAUUAUCCACAUCGAAAACGGUAUAA